Messenger RNA from Rotaria sordida, 678 nucleotides. The record is from the annotation of a GenBank genome assembly. NCBI's taxonomy places the organism in Eukaryota, Metazoa, Rotifera, Eurotatoria, Philodinida, Philodinidae.
AUGCAUGAAUACACUAACUUUAAAAGUAUAUCAGGUUAUAAAGGUGUUAUAGCUAGUUGUAUUCAAAUAGAUAAAUUAACAAAUGUAAUCUUUGCUAAUAUGCAUCUACCAGCAGGAGAAGGAAAAAAAGAAGAACGAUGUAAAUUAUGGUCAAAAUUUCUUCAAAUAUAUCAAGCAAAUAAUAUCAAAAAUGAUUAUAUGUUUGUUUUUGGCGAUCAAAAUUGGCGUACAUUAAAUACUUUGAGUGUUGAUAAUAUUCUCAAAGCAAUCAAGAAACAAGAGUACAAAACAAUACUUGAUAAUGAUGAAUUAAUACAAAUGCGUCAAAAUGAUAAUACAGGAUCUACUGCACAAUGUUUGAGUAAUUUUUUCGAAGCUCCUAUUACAUUUCCACCAACAUAUAAAUAUAUACUGAAUAGUGAUGAAUAUCAAACAGAAAAGGAUAAAGAAGUUCGUCGUCCAAGCUAUACUGAUCGUAUUCUUAUUUCAACACUUUCGAAUAAUCUUGAAAUUCUUCAAUAUUCAGCAAUGAUUAUAAUUAUCUGCAUACUCAGUGUUCUUGCUAUUUAUCAUUUUAUAAUUAAACGUCGCAUAAGAAAAGUCAAUAUUCAACAAGUAUCAUCAAUAGAUCUUUCUGGUACACAAUCGAAUCCAGAAAAUACAGUUACAAACAAUUAA